Molecule: messenger RNA, 2248 nt
Organism: Tilletiopsis washingtonensis
Lineage: Eukaryota; Fungi; Basidiomycota; Exobasidiomycetes; Entylomatales
Exons: 2
Coding region: 368-2167 (599 amino acids)
Source: RefSeq, a predicted model, not a curated record
AGCGCACCGGCACGCACGGCCAAGCACGCCAACCGCUCCGCCUGCGCACCGGCCGCGCUGCGCCCGCGCACGGCCCGCCUCGAGCCGUCAUGCUCGCAGCGAGCAGGCGCGCGAGCGGCGACGGGGCGGUAUGAAUAAGCGGCCCGGGCGCAGGGACCUGCAUGCAUCGAUGAGCUCGCGGCCUCUUACGCCAGACCGUCGCAGCGUGAUGGCUUGGCCCCCUCAUCUCGGCACCGUGCUCGCGCCGCUUCUCGUCGAACGUGCACAAGGCGCACCCUGUCGAUCUCGCAUGAGUUCGGCAUCGACGUCUGCGAGUGUGAAUGGCGGCGUCUUGGGAGCGGGCUGAUGAGGCAGGCGUGGGCGCGUUAUGAGGCGCCGGCUGGCAGUCCUGCUGGCCCUCGCCCACCUUCGCCACCGCACUCACCUUCUCUCCACCACUCCACGCUCCUUGCCCGAGAUGCUGCCCUACUUCCACUCCGAGGUCGACUCGCCGGGCCAGACGUACGACAUGACGUACGACGGCAGCAUCGACGACCGCCUCGGCGCGCUGCCGUCGGACCCCAAGACGAUCCAGAUCAUGACGGCCUCGCGGGCGCGGCCGAUGAUCGUGCGGCGCGCACAGCUCGCUGGCCGGCGUGCGACGCUGCACGGCAGCGUGGACGCCAGCUGCUCGACCGACGUGUACGCCCCGACGUUUGACGACUUUGCCUCGUGCGCGCAGUACUCAACGCCCGACACGACGCUGGCGUCGGGUGACGUCGCGGUGCCGCGGCGGCGCCCGCUCACACUCCCGGCAGAGGACCUCGACCACAAGCUCGAGUUUCUCAACGACGCCGGGCUCGACACGCAUGCGUUCGACACGUCGCGCGACUCGCUGCCGCAGGACGUCGAGGAGGUGCUGCCGAGCACCGACGUGCGCGACGUCUUUGCGCUCAACGGCGCGCGGCCGCCGACGGCCGUCGAUGCCGUCCUUGCCUCUUCUCGUUUCACCUUUACGCCGGCGCUGGAACGCCGCUCAUGGAUGAGCGACGUCGUGACGUCCUCGCACGGCGGCGAGACGCGGGUGCCGCUGGCCGUCCACCUCGCCUCGCGCUUCUCCUUUACCCCUGCAACCGAGCGCACGUCGUGGCUGACGACCCGGCCGUCGCCGCCGCUGCCCUCUUGCGAGCUGCGCUCGUCCGUGGAAGGCCCGCAUGCACCGCUGCGCCCGCCGCUCACCUCGCGCUUCUCGUUCACACCCGCGACGGAGCGCAUGUCUUGGCUCGCCAGCAGCCCGGACCGCAGCCCCGGAUCCAACAGCUCGACGCCGCUGGACGGCGAGGGCGGCUUUCCUCUCACGCCGGUCUCGAACAAGUCGACCGAGCGCAUCCUUCCUGCGCCUUCUCCGCCAUUUCCGCUGCGAGACAUCGUGUCGCCGAGCUCAGACGACCUCGCGUCGCAGUUCAUCUGCCCGCCGUCAGAGGCGCCGCCGUCUACCGCACCGGCACGGACUCGCUUGCCAUCCGCCUGCGCGCCGCCGGUCGUUGCACUUCAGCCAAGCUCACCGCGGCGCGAUGCCCUCGAUCUCGAGAUCGUCGUGCAUCGCCCGACGCUCGUCACCUCUCCGUCGGCGGCCGGUCCGGUACCAGCCGCGGCCGAGGCGCUGCGCCGGCAGGCCCUGCUGCACCUCUCUGGCAUCAUCUUCGCGCUCGCCUGCACGGCCGCGGUCUACCCGCUCACGCUCUCCAUCCUGACGGGCGCUCAGCAGAUCGCCGGGCACGUGCUCUUCCCGCUGCUGCUCAUCGCCGAGGUGCUGCUGCUCGCCAACCUGCUGCGCUUCCACUACCGCCGCAUCCACGCCAACGCCGAGCUGCUCGGCCGCAAGACGGCCACCUCGCCCGUCAUCUACCUUACGGAGCCGUCCGUCGACUCGACGUACGACAACGGAGCAUCACAGCCUGCGUCCAGCGCACGGCCCGUGUCGCCGAGCAACGCCACGCUCGUCGACAUGCCGCUGGCCGCAACGCGCCGCUCGCUUGGCGACCGCGUGCGCGAGCGCAUCCGCGCCCUCGCACAGCUCAACGGCUUGCAGGCGGUUGCGGCCGAGCGCCAAGCGAGCUCGGCAGCUCAGACACAGCCGGCUGGUCUGCUCUGGCUCCCGCAUUCGGCCGCGAAGCCGGGCGCCUAACUGUGACGCGCCUACGUCUCGCGCCUGGAUCCCGUGCUUCACAUUCUUUACAUCUCUCGCACGCGUCCCACGCAAUCACAC